AUGGAACGACCGUCCAGCCAGAGUCCUGCGCGACCUAACCUCUUGGAGGAGGGUAGACAGAACUCGAGCACUUCGCGGCCGUCCAAUGCUCCUCCCAGUGAUGCAGGAACCGAUGGUCACAUCAGGCUGCUGGACGCACCGCAGCGCCCAGACCUGUUCAAGCGUGGCACCCUGCGCGGGCAGAGCUCCAAGAGUGUCAGCGAGGCGUUGCGACUAGAGCGGUCCAGAGAAGAGCAGGAGACAUUGCUGGGAGCCGACGAAGAGGCGGACGACGAUGGGUGCUACCCUCCUCGAGUGAACGAUGAGCCGCGGGCGCCGAAUCCGCACGCAAGACUUCCAGUAUACGCGACGAUACACAAGAUCAGGAGGCUGGUAAUAGCAAGCAUUGACGACCCGUACUCGAUCGACCAGUUGAAGAGUCCGCGCAUGAACACGGCUGUCGUACGGCCGCUCGUAGAUCAUCUGUACGAUCCAGACGAUGUCAGCGUGGUGUAUUGCUUGCUGGUGAAUAGGGUGCAAUUUCUGAGGGAGCAGAGCUACCAAGCCCACCACCAGACCGUCAACAUCACCAGAGCAAACCUGUGCGAGCUAAUCGCCAGUCGUGUACUGCGUCGGUAUGAUGAAGACCACGAAGGUCGCCACGGCCUGCUCCGUUUGGCGAACGUCCUGGUGGCGGGCUUCGAGCCUUUCCAGAAUGCUCCCAUGCAUAUCAUUCGAGACCACCGGACGGCUGCGAGCUGGACUAUGCGCUAUCAUCUUGUCAGGCCAGAGUAUGAGCGAAUGCUGACUGCUCUUGAGGUCGCGAUCGUGACGGAAGCGAAGUCCUUCCUUAGCACGUCUGCCUGCCAAAAGAUCGUCGAAAACGUCUACCGAGGACGCAUCAUCUACACACCAACAUCAUUUAUAAACAUCCUACCAGACCACUACAAGAACCGCGGCAUAUCUUUAUACGACCCCAGGCGAGCACCUUACCUCAACCAAUACCGAUUAGUCGUGCCGAGAACACGAAAUAUCCUUGAAGCUGGCCAGUUCAUCGUCCUGCUCAUCCUCUACCUCUUGAUGACAGCCAACAGAGAGCACAUACUAGGCGCUCGACAUCUUCGAUACACUGUAUACGAACUCAUCUUCGACGUCUAUGCUUUGGGCUGGGUCUUGGACGAGCUGGCUUCCAUAUGCGAACACGGCUGGACGGUCCACACCGAGAACCUCUGGUCAUUCCUGGACCUCACCUUUGUCGCCAUCUUCUGCACAUACUUCGGCGUACGAAUGCAUGGCUUUGCGAUGAAUGACUCCAGCUACGCUAAGCUGUCAACCGACAUCAUCAGUCUUGCAGCGCCUAUCCUACUUCCGCGCCUGGCCUUCUGUCUGCUGCCGGAGAAUAUGCUGUUCAUAUCACUAAGAGCAAUGAUGGCCGACUUCUUCUUCCUCACCCUUCUAGCGGCCUGGUGCUUUGGCGGCUUCUUGUUCGCCAUGUGGUGGCUCAGCGAAACCCAGGAAGGCAACACUCCCGAGAGCAUCAUUGUUAUCGCCAAAUGGAUGCUCUGGAUAUGGUUUGGUCUGGAUGGCACGGGGGUGCAGCGCUCUACGGAGAUGCAUUGGUUCUUGGGGCCGGUUUUGAUGAUACUGUUUGCAUUCUUGGGCAACACACUGUUCUUGACUAUCCUGGUUGCCAUGCUCAGCAACACCUACCAGAACCUGGCGCAGAACGCUACGGCGGAGAUUCAGUUCCGAAGAGCGGUGCUCACGUUCGAGGGUGUCAAGUCGGAUGCAUUGUUUGCUUACAGGCCGCCACUGAACAUUGUGGCCUUGCUCACGCUUCUUCCACUGAAGUUCGUACUCAGCCCACGGUGGUGGCACAAGGUGAAUAUCACUUUGAUCCGCGUCACCAACGCUCCCUUCCUGUUCCUCGUGUCCCUCUGGGAACGCCGCUACCUCUGGAACCGCUCUCGCAUGCUCACACCACCCAAACGCCACGGAUGGUUGACGAUGUGGGAGCAAUUUGGAGCGCACGGCGACCUGCAUGCAGUCUUUGAUGAAGAUCCACCGCAGGACAUCAUCGACGACAUGUCUGACAUUGAUGAAGUGCUCGGAGGAGAUUCGUGGGAAGGCGGUGACUACAUCACCGCGCUGAGACGAAGACGAGGCAGUCGUAUGGACGUACACCCUGGCGCCUUCGUAUUGGAGACAACUCACAACCACAUUCUACCCUCAGUAAACCGAUUCAGCACAUCUACACCUCCACGAGCAGACGACGCUUCGAUGAAUACUCCGGGCGUCCAGCCUGGGAAGACUGCGCCGAAACUAGUACACGACUUCCUGCUGUUCGAUCCUCUUAAGGGAAAACCAAAUGUCCUCUGGGAUGUUCCGCCACCGCAGGGCGAAGGCGUUCAACCUGCACCCAGCUACAGCUCUUGCAAGCAUGACUACACUGUCAAGCCAACGCAGAGCGUUCCACCACCGCUCGAUUCCCGAUCCGAUGGUAGCACCACCAAGUACAAGCUCGCGGUGAUGUGCAAGAGGUGCCGAAUGCACGCGGACAUACAGAUGGACUACUCGCACUCGCGGAUGCCAUGUCCAACCAACGACCACCCCCUCCAUCACUUUCAAUGUCUGGAAUCCAAGAGCACCGUAUUGCCCGGUAGAAUAGGGUACUACUGGCGAUGCUCUGUUCAUGAGUGCGGGGCGCUUUUGGCGAUCGUGUACCGACAAGGACGCAUUACAGAUGAGGAGGUGGUACUCCUCACAGACGAAGCACUGCUCAAGAGACGGUAUGAGGCGCUGCUGGAGCGUGACCCUGAUCGAGAGGGAGUUAGGCAGGCUACGCCCAUCCAGCCAUAUCACAGGUUGCGACGAUAUGUAUCGGACGCGCUGCAGGCGGAACAAGAGAAGUCAGUCGGAGGGCACAACAAGCGCUUCCAGGAGGUGUUUGGCGUGCAGGGACAAGAGUGCCGUGACUUGCUGGUGAAGCUUGGCUUCCAGUACGCAGACGACACCUGGUACCUGCCUAGACCUGAACGAAUACAACACCGCGCUGAAGUCGACGGCACAAGCCUCCGGGAACUCUUAGAGGAUGUGGACAACGAGCUGCUUGCUCUGAUGCGGAAAAUGGCUGCUGAGACCGGCAUGACGAACCCAUUUGCCGACCAUCACAUGUCGUCGGCAAACAUGGAUAUUGAAAGGACUGUGGGAUCCACUGGUUACCAGCGCCAGAUGUCGUCGCGUCGCACCAACACGUCAAACGCGGAACUUCCAUACUACAACAGCCUCGGCGUAUUACCAGACUUUUCCGAUAGCCUUCUAGAGUACGCCUUUGAGCGACAGCUAGUCUGCGACCCCACGCUUUACGCGUACUACGUCGAGUGUUUGCAAGUCAUUGCGGAGCAACGGCAAACUGAACAGCUCGACGUGAAGCUGGCGACUCUUCAGUCACAAGAUAUCGUGAGCCGGCGGGAUCUGUCAGCAGCUUAUCGCUACUUCGGCUUCUCGCUCACAAAAACGAACAACUACAAAGACGGCCAGAUUCUCGACAAAUACCAGGCGCAGCAGUCCGACCUAGGUGCUAUAGCGCAACAGGAGGCGAGGCAGCAUCUACACAGGAUAGGUCUUUCGCGCAACAGCCCGCUUCUGAUCAACGCGUCCAAGCAGUCUGUCGAUACCUACGAGGAUGCCUUAAGCUGGCUCGGGAAUGGUGUCGACAAGACAACACAGGACGAAGGCUUGCUUGCCGUCUAUACCAUGAAGAAAGCCGAGAGCAAGGAGAACGAAGACAUUGGCUUGAAGGCGAUUGCGACCAUCGCGAAAGCCCGGAACAGCAACAUGCUCAACAAUUGGCUCAUAACUGGCGAUCAGACCGCGACCGAGAUGAGCGUCGACGAAGCUCUGCGGCACCUCAACAUCGAGCAGAAAUUGCAAGAUCUCGACCCCACCAUAGUCCCUGUGCUUUUCGAUAGCGCACGGCAAGACCGACCAGGCGAGCAGACGGAUAGAGCCAUCGCGGCGAUUCAACAAGCUCUGGCCGGCGGAAGCGGAAGUGGCGGCGCAAAUGGCUACGCUGUUGAAAGCUGGCCAGUCGGACUCCAAAGCCACGGCAACACCUGCUACCUGAACUCGCUGCUCCAAUACUACUUCAGCAUCAAGCCACUACGCCAUAUUGUGCUCAAUUACGGCCAGUACAAGUGGGACACAAAGACGCAAGGUGAGAAAAAGAUGCGGGUCGGAUAUGCAAUGGUGUCUACGCUUGAGAUUGAAGGCGGUCAACGUUUUGCAGAAGAUCUGAGGCACCUGUUCGAGCGCAUGAUUAAAUCUCGGGCGACCGCUGUCCAGCCAGAUGCAGAUUUGGUCUGCCGCGCAUUUCUGAGGCCAAAGGACUACAAGCUUCUUGAUCCUGUCGUGCUGGACGAGAAGCCAAGCGGUCCAAAUGGAACUUCGAACGGCGACGAGCACGCCGUUGAUGAGAAGAUGACGGAUGGUGAUACUGUGCUGAGUCCGACCAAGACUUUGGCUGAAUCAAUGAAGGAGUCCGACACCUCGAGCGAAACGUUGGUCAAUGGUGACGGAGGAGAUGUCGCCAUGAAAGACGGAGGUCUGCCGCCUACGCCUCCCGAGUCACCAGGUAUGGUGGGCGUCGAGCAUGCGCAAGCCGAACCCGCUCCUCCAGCACUUCCACCAAGAAGAUUCUCGACCACCACCAAGGAGGAGGCUCUGAAGAGAGCGCAGGCAAACGCCAAAGCGCAGCAGGAUGUCACAGAAGUGCAUGACUCGAUCACUUCUCUUCUUCGCAACGGCAUGUCGCCUACCGGACAGGACUCUGAGAACGAGCAAGAGGAUGUUCUGAGAAGCAUGUUCUCUAUCCAGACUGCUCAGACUGCAGUCAGAGAGGGUGUCGAAGGCAAAUCCACGCCCCAGUUCGACUCUGCCAUUCAGCUCAAUGUGCCAUAUGACGACACCGACAUCUACUCUGCGCUUGACGCAGUGUUCGACUUGCAAUCAUUCGCCGACGACCCAGCGCUGGAGACAUAUCGGAGUAUGAAAUCCAUCGGCCCACUCUUGCAGGUCAGCAUUCCUCGCAUCGGCUACGACAGGAGCAGAGGCUCUGGCGCGGCGUUCAAGACUACAGCUUGUGUGAAGCUCGAGGACGAGCUGUAUCUGGACAGGUACUUCGACAACAGCCACCAGGACACACGUUCAAGGAGACGUCAAUGCUGGGCAUGGCGCAAGCAGCUUCACGCCCUGCAGACGGAGCUGAAAGCUUUGAAAGACUCUCCAGUCGACCUUGCUGGACCAAACGCAGUGGCACAGACGGCGGAGUACUUGAUCAGCCUAGACGAGGUGAACAACCAGCUCCGAAAAGUCGACAUUCCUCCGGUCGAAGGCGAUGGCGACAUCACUUCCAUCCUCAUCGACGAAGCAAAGAAGCAAGCAGACAGGGUCUCUGAGCUCGAGAACGACAUCUCCGCCCUGCAAAAGCAGCUCAACGCCCAAUUCCAGGACAUGAAGAAGAUCAAAUACCGUCUCCACGCCGUCUUCUUCCACCGUGGCGCAUCAGGUCACGGCCACUACUGGCUCUACAUCCACGACUUCGCGAACGACAUCUGGCGCCUCUACAACGACGACCGCGUGGAGAAGUUCGACAAGCUGGAAGCCAUCUUCGAAGCCAAGGGCUGGGAUCAAGGCACGCCGACGUACGCUGUCUACGUCGCGGAAGACAAAAUCAGCGACUUCGUCGACCCUGUGUGCCGUGAUCCCGAGCCCGCGCCCGAUCCGCCUCCGAUGCAGAACGGCUGGACUGCAGAACAGAAGGAGAAGGCUCCGACGUGGCCGACUCCGGGCAUUGCUGUCGAGCCUCCGAUGAAGCAGGAGGGUGGGCAGCAAGGGUGGGAUGACAGUAGGCACGUUGCGGAUCAGAUUUCGUGGUAG
This is a messenger RNA of Saxophila tyrrhenica, 5916 nucleotides long. It is a transcript of the gene UBP2, whose product is annotated as ubiquitin-specific protease ubp2. Gene Ontology annotation, biological process: protein deubiquitination. NCBI's taxonomy places the organism in Eukaryota, Fungi, Ascomycota, Dothideomycetes, Mycosphaerellales, Extremaceae. Gene Ontology annotation, molecular function: cysteine-type deubiquitinase activity. The transcript is spliced from 9 exons. Bases 1 to 5916 code for a protein of 1971 amino acids. The record is from RefSeq and is a predicted model, not a curated record.